CCGCGGGAGGCUUCCAGAGGCCGUACCUAAAGCCUAGCCCAGGCUCCUCCCCUCCCCGCCCCCUAUCCCAGAGCCGACACCGGCGGCCUUGUUCUCCGCCCGCUGAGAUGGCACUCGACCCCGCAGAGCAGCAUCUUAGACAUGUCGAAAAAGAUGUUUUGAUCCCUAAAAUAAUGAGAGAAAAGGCCAGAGAGAGGUGUUCUGAACAAGUUCAAGAUUUUACCAAAUGUUGCAAGAACUCUGGACUCCUUAUGGUAGUAAAAUGCCGAAAAGAAAAUUCUGCAUUGAAAGAAUGUCUAACUGCUUACUAUAAUGAUCCAGCCUUUUACGAAGAAUGCAAAAUGGAAUACUUGAAGGAAAGAGAAGAAUUCAGAAAAACUGGAAUUCCUACCAAGAAAAGGCUACAGAAGCUUCCCACGAGCACGUAGGCAAAUAUUCCAGUGAUACUCAGGAACUCUAAUAUUUAUGGAAGUCAUUCAUAGUAUAAAUUAACGGAAAUAAAUAAAUCAAGUUAAAUAAGUAAAUCAGCACUC
This is a messenger RNA of Propithecus coquereli (Coquerel's sifaka), 533 nucleotides long. RefSeq names its product C-x(9)-C motif containing 1 (gene CMC1). The record is from RefSeq and is a predicted model, not a curated record. NCBI's taxonomy places the organism in Eukaryota, Metazoa, Chordata, Mammalia, Primates, Indriidae. Gene Ontology annotation, cellular component: mitochondrion. Bases 108 to 428 code for a protein of 106 amino acids. The transcript has 4 exons.